Protomyces lactucae-debilis is the source of this 1314-nucleotide messenger RNA. RefSeq lists its product as uncharacterized. Gene Ontology annotation, biological process: TOR signaling. Lineage: Eukaryota; Fungi; Ascomycota; Taphrinomycetes; Taphrinales; Protomycetaceae. Gene Ontology annotation, cellular component: TORC1 complex. The record is from RefSeq and is a predicted model, not a curated record. The transcript has 2 exons. The coding region runs from base 1 to 1314 and encodes 437 amino acids.
AUGAGUGACCGACCAGACCUCCCACGGCGCAAGUCGAGCGCCAGUGAGAAUGAUGACGCCCAUGUCAAGAAAAGCGGGCACAGGAAGGCCUUUCACGUUGGCGCAGCGACCCGUAAUCAUACGCGUGUCCCGAGCUAUGGCAAGAAAUUGAACCAGCUAGGCAAGCUGACGGCUUUGACGGCUAGCGACACAAAGUCUGGCUCGACAGAUCAGCUUAAGAAUGCCUCACCUCGAGCAUCAGGUCUCACUCGAUCUGCAAGUCAGAAAAGUCUUAGUAGCCGCAGGAACCAGUCCUCGCAAGAGCUCAAGCGCAUACGACACGGGGGAAGUUCUACGCAUCUAGCGCCUAAUAAAGAGAAAAGAAGUCACGAUGAGCCUACGCACAAACAGUCGGGGCAAUCAUCAGAUAAUAUUGCGCAAGCAGCAAAGGCAAAGUUCUCCAUUUCUGGCGAUGAUGAAGAUGAGGAUGAGGAAGAUGUGAAUGAUGAGGAUGAGAUAGAGGAGAAGCCAGGAGAAGGCGAAACGCCAGCGGCGAAUGGCUCCGUACAGGCGCAAGAUGUUGCGACCAAGGAUCGCCUGAUCGCUGAACACGAUGCAACGCCCGGCCGUAUACGCGAACUGAGGCCACCAGAUAUGGCAUUGAAAAGCGAGAGCACAUCACCGACGCGUCCUUCCCCGCUUGAGCCUUUUCCUUCUAUGAUGCAAGGAUUGAGUCAGAACAAGCCAACCUCAGGCCUACCUGCGCAUGGAGACAGCCCUUUCAAAUUGCUGGCUCAGCCUGUCAUCAGGCCCGCUGCGCCGAUGCUCACGCGCGAAGCCGCUGUUUCCAAAGAUAUCCGUGCCACUGACCGCAUCUCGUCAACCGAUGCUCAAGGCGGGAACUCACAGCCCUUGACUUCGAGGUUCCUGGAAUCCCCACGGCGUGCGAAUGGCUCGCAGAACAUGAUCGAAGGUUCCAUGAGUCGGUCGUACACUGGGAUGGAGGCACCUCGCUCACCGAAGCUGCACAAACCAGCUCCUAGCCUGAAUGUUGGUGCCACUCAAUUAGUCUCCUCUUCUACGCUUGGGACCGGUACUUCCAGAACACAACAGAAGCUUCUGCUUCAACGCGCAUCGAGCAUUUACAAUCUAGAUCGCUAUGAAGGCUACCAAGGAGAUAGAGAGGGUUGGGAAAGAGUAUCGAAACGUCUGCCGCUAUCGAGCUCCGAUCAAAGAGCUGAGCACGCGCAUAGGUUUACUCAGUGGGCCGCCGCGGUCACAGAAAACGCUUCCGCUGAGUCGAUCGUCAACGGCCCUGCAAGCUGUCGCGAGUGA